AAUGGAGGCAUUCGUUAGGGGCAGAGGGGGAGUUCUGCUGGGUCAGAAAAUAUACAGGAGCUGCAAAUCAGAGACUUAGCAGACCUGCGCAACUUUCUGACAAGAACAGUUUGGUUUGUUUUUUACUACUUUGACUUGAUCCUGGUCGCUGCAAAGAUGACCACAGCCGUGGUAUCGCCUUUCUUCGACUUCGAAGUAAUGAACAAGAACAACAAACUGCUCAACUAUAAUAACAACCUGAAUGCACCCCAUCCCAUGUCUGUCCCUUGCACUGGCACCAAUGUGCCUAUCUCCAGCCCCACCGGAGCCCUGCUGGACAGGAAGGCGGUGGGAUCUCCCUCAGUGGGAGGCAUGUACCAGCGGCGGCACUCGGUCAGCAGCACAAAGUUCAGCCAGAACCAGUUCCUGAACAGCCUAAAGGCAGCGGACCACUGCUCACUCAUCUCAGGGGUUGGUAAUGCCAGCAACAACAAGGAGAACCGCCUGCGAGACCGCUCCUUCUCUGAGACGGGUGAGAGGCUCAUAAAUAAGUGCCUGGGCCCUGCCAGUCCCACCAGUGGCAGCAGCCAAGUGAACUCCAGCCGUUACAAGACGGAGCUUUGCAGGCCCUUUGAGGAGAAUGGUUCCUGCAAGUAUGGUGAUAAAUGCCAGUUUGCUCAUGGAAUCCAUGAACUGCGCAGCCUGAGCCGCCAUCCCAAAUACAAAACUGAGCUGUGCCGCACCUUCCACACCAUCGGUUUCUGUCCGUACGGGCCUCGCUGCCAUUUCAUCCACAAUGCAGAGGAGCGGCGUGGACCCCCUCUAAACCCUUCCAACAAGAUGGAGAGGCCUCGACUGCAGCACAGCUACAGCUUUGCAGGCUUCUCCAGCUCAGCUGGGUUGAGAGACAGCCCCACCUCAGUCACCCCUCCACCUAUGUUCUUCCCUGAUGAGGUUCCCAGCUGGCCCAGCAGUAACCCCUUCACCUACUCCAGCCAGGAGCUGGCCAACCUGUUUGGGCCCAGCCUCAGUUCUGGUCCUGCAGGCACAGAUCCCAACACCCCUGCACCCCCCUCUCCAACAAGCACACCUUACUAUUUCAGACCCAUGUUGGAGUCGCCUCAGAUGUUCGAGUCUCCAUCCAGCCCACCUGACUCUCUGUCAGACCAAGAGGGGUACCAGAGCAGCUCUGGGGGCAGCCUGAGUGGCUCAGAGUCCCCCACGCUUGAUACCACCCGCCGCCUUCCCAUCUUCAGCCGCCUCUCCAUCUCUGAUGACUAGACUGCACCAUCCACCAGUGACUUUAAGUUCAAUGAUGCAAAGAGAGCACGGCACUCCCCUCUACCUCUGCCUCUUCCCUUACACAAGACACCAUGUUAGUUUCUUGUUAGCAUUGUAAGGAUAUAGUGAUUUAAGGGAAUACAAAUGAUCAUUUCAUCCCAGUUAAUCUGCACAGCAGGUUUUAAAAAGUACCCUGCCAUGUGUCAUAGUGCCAAAAAAGGAGAGGAAAUUGAACAAUGAAAAUUGUGAGAACAAGAAUUGACUGUUUUGCCAGGUGCCACUUGUUUUGUUUUUUUCCUUUCUCCUUUUUUUGUUUCUUGAAUGUGUAGCAGCACAAGUGGCCUUGGAAAGGGAAAUGCAAUGCAUUAUCCCUUAACCCACCCCCGCCCCCUUCUGCCUCGGUCUCUCUCCCCUCCCUCACAAUACCACUUCCCCUGAGCUAGUUAGAGGGUGCUCACUAAUGUAACUAGAUUUGCCACAACCAUUUUUACAGACUGAGUUAAAAAAUAUAUAUCUAACAGACCCUGAAAUGAUAUGAAUAGUUU
Monopterus albus (swamp eel) is the source of this 1805-nucleotide messenger RNA. RefSeq names its product zinc finger protein 36, C3H type-like 1a (gene zfp36l1a). The record is from RefSeq and is a predicted model, not a curated record. Lineage: Eukaryota; Metazoa; Chordata; Actinopteri; Synbranchiformes; Synbranchidae. Gene Ontology annotation, molecular function: mRNA binding; metal ion binding.